Molecule: messenger RNA, 9116 nt
Organism: Leucoraja erinaceus (little skate)
Lineage: Eukaryota; Metazoa; Chordata; Chondrichthyes; Rajiformes; Rajidae
Gene: akap11
Product: A kinase (PRKA) anchor protein 11
Exons: 12
Coding region: 182-6142 (1986 amino acids)
Biological process (GO): intracellular protein localization
Cellular component (GO): cytoplasm
Molecular function (GO): protein kinase A binding
Source: RefSeq, a predicted model, not a curated record
UGCGUCACUGCGGCGGCCGGCGCCGCUCUGCGCUCGAUGCCGUGUCCGUCGUCGUAGCCCCCGCCGCUCGGGAGUCGGGGCCUGUCUCCCCCCAACGCUGGCAUGAGGCGGCUCCGGAGUCGGACGUAGACUCUGGUCUAAUUAUCAUCAUCCGAUCCUGCAAUACAAAGAUCAAGCUACAAUGGACAAAAGGAUGAGAAGUGGCUUCUCCAAACCCAGAGUGUCUCUGCAGAAACAGAUUCUCACUGGUCAGCAGCAGCUUUCAAUGAAGACUUUACUGCAGAACACAAAGCCACUUUGUAAUGUAAGACUUGGCCAACACUGGAAAAGAUCCGACAAUUUAACUGAGGUCACUUUUGUGGGAUUUACCAAUUCAAUGGAAGAUGCCAAAUCUGCUGGAGAACAGGCUCUGGCUGAUAAUGACCCGGAGCUUUCAGACUGGCUGAGUUCACUACAGCUCGCCAACUUAAAGAAUACUGAAAUUGCUCUUUUGACUGAUUUGAGGAAACAUCCCAGGACAAAAGAGAAAACUGUUAGUCAGGUGGUCUGUGUGAUGAAGCACCCGCCAUCAUCCUUGUACUGCAAUAGUUCGGUAUUUUCUCUGCUUAACAAAUACUCAACAGGGAUUCAGUUUUCUCUAGAGUCCCACUCAACACAAAAACAUCAAAUGGAUGCAUACCUCGUGGAGGAGGAUGACACUAAUCAGUCUGUAUCGUCCAUUGAAGAUGACUUUGUGACUGCUUUUGAACACUUGGAAGAAGAAGCAACAACUGCAUUUGGGGCAGUGAGCUUUGAUCCCAGUACACUAAAGCACCAGCGAGAUGUUGCUCUGCAGACUUUUGCACUGGACUUUACAGAAUCGUCAGUUCCUGUUAUCUCAUCCCCGAGCCAAGUCGUUGGCCAGUCUGUUCCUCCGUUACUUAGUAAUGCAGCAUUUUUAGGGUUGUCACUGCCUGCUAAAACUUCUGUUGUGACGUUAAGCUCAGGUCCUGGGAGGCAAAGGACAUUCUACAAAUCGUGCAAUGGUCCUGAACUAAGAUCCAACAAUGGUGGUAAAUCUGGGCCCUCUGUUUCCCCAUCAGAAUCUGAAGAUUCUGAUGGUUCAAGUCCAAGUCCAGUCAUCUUUCUGGAUGAAGAAGGAUAUCAGCGUAGUAUGAAGGCCAAGCUAAUAAUACCCCAAAUCCCAACACUCAAGGGUGACGUUGAAGAUUCUGACUCUGAAGUAAGUGAAUUCUUUGAUAGCUUUGACCAGUUUGAUGAACUAGACCAAAUGUUUGCGAGCACAUCUGCCACCUUGAAGGAAGGAUCCAGCCCUCAAAAUGCACCUCAGAAAAAGAAGCCCAUGGCAAAGCUGACUUCAGACUUCACACUGAAACAAUGUAAAACUGCGGUUGCUGAUAUGAAUCUGCAGAGGUUUGACCACCCAGUCCUUCCUGCUGAUGUUAAGAAACCCACUGCUCGUAAGGCAGAAUCUCCCUACAAUAGCCUGUCUGAUGUCCCGGAUUCACCUCGCCCACUGCAUAGUUCGGGAGAAGAGAAUAGCCCCCUCUUCAGCCCCAUCCAUUAUUCAGCAUUCAGUCCCCUUGCAACUGUUAGUGGCUCUGGGUGUUCAGGACGAGUGCAAGCCGCCAGUAUUGAAGUUGUUAAAGCACAAAACAAUGGAGCACUUUCUAAUAAUUACUCACAGUAUGCGGGUGAUGUUUCUCACAGCAUUAUUAGCUCUGUCUUCAGGUAUCCGCACACUGUUGGUUUUGAGCAUAAGAGAACAGCUGGUUGCCCUCAGGAUGUUUAUUGGUCAGGCACUGAAAGUUCUGACUCGAAACCUCUAGCGGCUCGCACUUCUGCUCAGCAGAUUUAUUCGAACACAUUCAAAGAUGGCAUCCAGCAGAUUGCUGCAGAGCUAGUGGAGAAGAGUUUUGGUAGUGCCUUUAAAGACCUGCAGAAGGGGGUUUCUUCGUGCACCAGUGCCCUGUGCCACCUGGCUGCAAGGCUGACCUCAUCUGUAAUUCACAUGGCACUGCAAGAGAUUGGAGCAAGGCAAGCCUCCUCACGGAAGAGGAGCGCUGUUAAUGACUUGGCCGACUAUUUGGUGGGAGAUGCAAUAGCAGGAGCACUAAGAGAGCUGGAGUUCGUGAAGAAACAAAUUUUUAACAACGCUGUUACCCGAUUUGCAACCGACCUGGCUGAGGAACUUAUUUUUGAGGGAAUCAUGGAAGUUUGUCAGUUUUCGCACCCAACGACACCAACAUCAACAACAAGCUGGUCACUCAAUGAGGAGGAAAAGAUUGUGAGCUCGUACGCCGGAGAUUUGUCAGAGUCUGUCCUGCAAGAAGCCUUCAUUGAAUUGUCCCAAGUGGAUGUGAGCUUCUCAGCACAAGCAGCAAUUAGCAUUUCUCAAAACAAUAUUAAAGAUGUUGGUGAAAAAGAUGUAGCGCAGGCAAUAAAGACUGUCCAUGGCCCUAGAGAUAUCCAAGAGAGGACGUUACUCAGAGAACAUGAAGGCUGUUUGACUAAUGCUGCAACAGGCAAUUCAUUUGAUACUUCAGAUUUGACAGAGAAAGAGUAUACAGUAGAAAAAGCCCUACUUUGUAUUUCUGGCUUUGCAAGCAGUGUGUCCGUACCUCAUGCUGCCAAGGCAUUUUCCUGCAGUUCAUCUGAUUCCCCUCUGAAGUCAUUAAAGGUGAAUUCAGAGCAAAUGACUAACACUCCUCCUGAGAGAUCAUGUUCAAGGAGCAGAAAAAUAGAUAGGAUGCUGCCUACAAACUAUGUGCCUCAGCCCUGGGAUUUCGCAAGCCAUGUUACUUAUAGCAGGCGUGUUUCUAGUGACAACAUCUUUCAGUGCACUGAGGUGGCUAACACUCGUGUCAAUGCGCAAACAAAUUGGCAAACAGAAGCAAUGAUUGAUAUUGUGGGAAAUAAUCCUUCAGACUUUGUGAAUCCAUCUACAAUUGAAUGUGUGGUAAAGGAUAAUGCUGCUAAAUCGAGUCAACAAACACUAAUUGAGCCUAUUCCUGAGAACCAAUUUGCAGCAGAGUUGGCACAAGCAAUUGUAACAAAUUCAGUGGAUGAAGUAAAAAUGAAAAAUGUGAUACCUCAAGGGGUAUUCUCCACAGGUUUGCCAACAAUUUUUCAAAAUAGCAGCAACAAGGAAACAUUCAAGAGACUUGGGGAAAUUCCAGGGGUCCAGUUGCAGGGUCAGCUAAUGGUUGGGAAAAUGGUUUCAGGCAGUCAGCCUCAAUAUGAGUACUCUCAGUCUCCAGAUAUGCUGCGAACGCCUCCUGUUUCGCCAGCUGAAUAUACUCCCAAAAAAGGUUUGACCAUCCCACAGCAUUUUGCACAAGAGCUCAAGGGGCACUUAGCAGAAGAGUUUCCUCCAUGUACCCCACCGCCAAGUCCUACUGUGGCACUCAAGAAUUUAGUGGCAGAAAGUGCGGAUGGCAUGGGCGACCCAGAGCUCGCAGAUACUCUCAAAUCGUUGACUGCACAGCUUCAGGGUCACAUCUCAACGCCAACCUUUCAAACCUCCAUGGCAGAAGUCAGUGAAUCAAGCAAAGAGAUGAAUGCAGAUCUGUUUGAAACGCCGAGAGUUGGGCUGAACAAAGAUGGGCUAUUUUCAGAGGAGCGUCUUGUCAGCAUCGAGGGCAGCUUAAGUGGAUCUCCUGGAACACCACCGCCAACACCGCAGCGAUCAUUCCAUGAGAAGAGUCUGAGGAGUUUCAAUAGGAAGCUGAAGGGGGAGUUGGCUAAAGAAUUCAUGCCAGUAACCCCUCCGUCCACCCCCCACAACCAAUCCGUUCCAGACCUGGCAGAGAUGUCACAGGACACGGAGGAAAAGGCCGAGUUUGUGCUGAAGCUGAUGAGGUCGCUGUCUGAAGAGGUGCUGGACAAUGAGGAGGAUUUUGAUUUUGUGGAGGGGCAGGCAGAGGUGAGGGACCAGAUGAGCCCAAGCUUAAGGCGGAACACAAAAAAUUUGGAAAAGGAAGAAUUGAAGUUGGACAUUAAGAGGCAGGCCCUGCAGUAUGCCAACCAGCUGGCAGGCAGCAUCGUUUCCAUGGCAACUGAAAUUGCAGCAAUCUGUGUAGAAGAUACCAGGAAGUGUGACGGCAGAGAUCUCAAGUGUUUCAGGGUCUCCCCCAGCAACCUGAGGAAAUCAGCCACAUGGAGCGAGCUGCACUCCAAGACGGUGGUAGCGGAGAGGAUUGUACCGGAAGAAAUCGUGGGUUCUUUGUUGAACUACGCGGGCAGGGUGGCAGGAGAGGUCAUGCGGGAUGCCAAAAAAGUCCUCGGCUCCAAGAAGCACAGGGUGAGGAAAUUCAAAAGGGAUGGCCACCAGGUUGAAAGCAGUGAAUCCAGUUUUGGAGAGCAGGAAAAUGCGGGAACAGAAGAGUUAAAUGCCAUGGCUGAUCAGUGGUCACGGGAUCUUCUGGAUUCUGUGCUUCAUUCACCCCAAGGUGGACUUGUGUCUAAACACUCAAGCUGUGAGAGUGUGACUGAUGAAUAUGCAGAAUUCAUUAUGAGAAUGAUCAGUAGAGAAGCAGGAAAUGGAGAGCUAGUAGUUGAUCAUUACGCGAGUAAACUUGCCUUUAGGACAGUGAAAGUGGGCCUCGAACAAGCAGCCAGGAGAAUAAAGCAGAAGUACAAGAGAAGACUCCUGUCCUCGCAACAGUCAAGAGGUGACAAUGGGGGCAAAGAACUUUUCAAGUUUCUGACAAGGGAGGAAACACAAGAUACAGGCCCCUGCAGGAGAAGCCAUGAUCAAAGACUGAGCAGAAGGAACUCCAGAGAUCUAGCAAGGUUUGCGGAAUCAGUAGCUCAAAAUAUCACGUUUGAAGUUGCACAGAAAUUGAACACAGCGUCCGGUGUGCAGGGCUUAUCCAAAUCCUUGACGGACUCCUGUCUCUACAAAAGGUCCCAACUGGAACAGAUGGCUGAGGACCUCAUUAAGAAGACCUGGACCUGCUCAAUCCAACCCAUCAUCCAGAGAAACAAACGCUACCACAGCAUGGGAAGUUUAAAUGAAUAUGGAUGCUGUCUUUCCAGCACCAAUGGUACACUCAAACACUGCGCUGAUGAAACUCUUCAUCUGCACACAGCUGGUGAUGAUGGAAAAACUUUGGACACCAGCAAGCAAAAUGAUUGUUUAAUGUAUGCUGAAAAGUUGACGGGAAUUGUUUUGCAGUGUUCAUCUGCAGAAAAGGAAUCAAGAAGUCAUACUAACAGGAUAAGUUGGCAAACUGGUGGGUUUUACUCCCAAAGUGCCACAAGAGCCCCCUGGCACACAAGCAAGCCACUUGCAAGACCAGAGCACUAUGUGAAUGGAGCUUGUCAACUCAAUGUACCUAGAAUCCACAUUGACUUGGAGCAGAGAGGAAUUUUCGCAGAAGACUUGAUGUCAGUUUCCAUUGAGAAAGCCAAGAGCAAUACAAGCCUGGCAGCGGACAGUGGUAUUGGACAGGAUGGUGCAAGUUUCACUGAGAGUCUUGCUGCGGAGAUAAUGACAUCUGCCAUGAUCAAUGCCAGCCAGUCAAUCACAAGCAGCGGUUUCAAGGAUGGAUUGCGGUCAACUGAUUCUACAACAACCAGCCAACAGCUUAGCCUGAGCGCUGGUGAUGAUAGCACUGGCAGCUGGUCAAAUCUGAGCUUUGAAGACGAGCACCCAGAUGAAACAAGCAGCUUCCUGCAUCUCAGUGACAGUAAUGGCAACAGCAGUAGCUGGAGCAGUCUGGGGUUAGAAGGAGAUAUGUUUGAGGAGAAUAUAUCCUUUCCACCAUCAGAAAGUGAUAAUAGUGAAGAUAAAGAGCAAGCAGUGCAAGACGUUUCUGAAGAUCUAAUAUUGGCACAGGAAGCGUUAUUGAUUCUAAAUGUGGAACUGGAGACCAGUAGCCAUGAUCUGCAGCUACGAAUGGUGUUGCAGUGGAUAGCAGCAUCGCAGUUUCAUGCAUCUUUAGUAUAUUUCAAGGAACCAUUUGAAGAUGAGCUAUUGAAUUUUUUUGCAGUGGUGAAAAGAGUGGAAUUGAGGAAUUGGAAAAUCUGCGACCUACUUCAGGCAGUGUUGAAAUACUGCAGCAUGAGAGAGCAAGUCUCAUCUGGAGCUCACUGCAACCACACUCCUCUCUUUGACUGGUUACUGGAAACUACAUAAAGCCUUUGUCCACAUGCAAAGAGCAUGUCAGUGUAAGAAAGGUUGUCAGCUAUGAACCGCCAAGUAUCACCAAGUGUGCGGAUUGCUUUACAGAAUUGAACCAGAUGACUUGUAUUCCUUAUGGUGGUUGGCUUGGUAGGUAGUAAAAUCUCUUGUAUUAAUCACAUAGAAAGAAUUUUUGUCAUGAGGGCAAAACUAUGUGUGCAUGAAUAUUGUGUGUAUAUAAUAUAUAGAUACAAUAUCUAUAUAUCUCCAAAUUAAAUACAAUUUAAAAAAAAAAAGGCCCAUGUUUUCCACAAAGCUGCUCCCACUUUGUCAAGGUGAAUUGAGAUAGGAAGACCACAAACUCACAGCAAUGGAAUAGGAGCAACUUCAAGGAAAAUCCCAGCUGUGCGCUGUCAGUUCAUACUUCAAGAUAAAGGAUUAGUGCAAUUUUCCUGAGAAUAUCACAUUCUCCCAAUUAAUUUUUAGUUUUAAAGUUGCUCUUUCCGACUAGCCAUUUAGAAUUUGUAUACACGUAGUCCCAGAGUUCUGACAUCGCCUUGUGUCCUUUCGGUUCUGGACAUUAAUACAUUGGCUGUGGUCAAACUUGAACUUGCAAAUGUUGGUACUCUUUGGUUGGUAUGUGGGUUCCGACUGUAGCUCAUAAUGACAUGAUUCAUAGCUCUGAAGGAUCAAGGAAGCUUAUGAAACUAGAUUUCAAAAUGUUCUGAAUUAGGCUCCUUGACCUGGUUUUGUUUGGGAUGAUUUAUGUUCCCACCUGGUUGAGUCACCUGCAACACUCUCAAAGAAUGACUGCCACUUAAAUCAAGCCACAGGUCAAGCUAAUAAAUUGAGGGAGAAAGUAUUGGGCGGUGGGGAAUGAUUCAUUUUGAAAUGGGUUCCUGAUUUCCAUUUACCUGGUGUUUUAAUGAUGUAAACAAAUAUUAAUUUCAAAUAUGAAGAUUGUGCUCAUGGAGAAGCUAGAUUUGCUCAUGCUGUACAGUCCAAUCUGCACUAAUGCAUAAAAACAUAUUGCCAAUAUCUAGCCAAGAGUGACAAUUCAUACUAAUUUAUCGAUGUGGUGGUCAAGCUGCCAACCUCCAUUCACUAACUAACCUGAUGAAUCAUGGGCAGCUGUUUCAGAACCAGAGUGUCAGAACUUCUACUCUCUGUUCACUCGUUAGCUCUGCACACCAGUCCGGUAAUAUUUGGAAGUGCAGAUCAGCACCAUCAGGAAGCCUUUUAUGUCUCUCAGACUUGUCCUUGUGUUUCCUCACUCUGUUCAUUGUAGGACCAUUUAUAGACAUAGUGUAACAUUGAUCUCCAUAAUUCCCCCACACAGUUAAAAUCAUUGCAUGCAAGAUGUUCAAAUACUGCAGAAGUUGUUGUUUAUUAAUGUUGAAAAUAGAAGGAUACUUUAGCUUAGCACAGGGUGAGUUGAGUGCUGCAACAUCAGAAAAUGGAGCAGGUUCUUUUUAAAGAUCACAACCUCUUCAGUCGCAAGCUUUCAGUUUCACAAAGAACAUUUAUUUUAGUGUUGUGAUGAUGAAUAGAAGGUUACAAUACAAAGACAUUGACAGUUUAACUAAUGUCCUACAAGUGGACCAAAUGAAUAUUUGAGAAACAAAAUUUGCCACUGCAUGUCGCAGCUAGAAAUAAUAACUAAAUUCUUACCAGCUGAUCUUUUGGAGGGAGGGACAGUAGUGGAAUCAUGCCUGAAUAUUCACUUUGGUUUGAAAAUCCUGCUCGAGGUUGUUUUUGUUAGGAUGGGAAGUAUCAGUUUGUAGGAAGGAACAGAACUCAGCGCCUUAAUGGCAGAAAUGUUUACCAGCUGUACAGCGAGACGUAUCGUGAAACUUGACCCGAUUUCUGCUUAUGGAUGCAGAAAUACAGUUCUUGGGAAAAUAUUAAUACAUAUUGUUGUAUUUUUGCCAUUGUAAUGUACAUAACCACCUUAAUCAUGCUGUGAUAGUAAUUUGUACUUUGCCAACAAAAUUUGUGGAAUCCACCCAGCACUGCUUUAUUUUCCGUAGGUUUAACGAUCAUUCCAGUUUUUGGAUUUGUUGCAUAACUUUAUCUGCUCCUUGCACAGUAUAUUACCAGUAUUUAUCACAACUGCUUUGAUUUCAACUUACACUGGUGCACUCAAUGUCACUGUGAAUCAUUCCCGUUGCUUAUACUCCCUGAAGUCCACACUAGUUUGCAUGCUUGUAGCUUUGUGAGCUGGCAGCAUUUCCAGCAUAUUGCACUAAUAACCUGCAGUGGUAAGAUUCAUUAAAGAUUUAAUUUUUUGUGUAAAAUUCGCAAGACACUGCCUGAGAUUUCCCACAAAGGUGGCCCUGUUAUUUGCUGGACUAUUCUGGCUGUAACCUCUGCUGUUUGACAAGCCAUGGAUAGGUAGCCUCGUACUGUAUCCAGUCCUGGAGCUGACAUAGAAUGUCUCAACCCCUUUGCCAAUAGGUUUUUCCCCACUACUUUUAAUUUACACAAGAUCUUUUAACACAGUGCUGUUAGUAUGGUCACAUGACUAACCAAAUGGAAGGUUUGUUCUUGGUUACUUCAGUCACUUUAUGUGUGUGUGCAUGUAUACGUGCACGUGUAUGUGUAUAUGCGUGCGUAUGUGUUCCUCAGUUCCUGAUCUCUGUUUUUAUCCCCGUGGUGAUUAGUGAUACCAUUUUGAAGACAGAAUGUGAAAUUAAAAUUGAACUAUUCUGAUAGUACUUAUUUUAUUACUGCACAGUGUUAAUUCCAUCAUAAUUCACAUGCUAGGGUAAAUUUCAAUUGUGUGAUUUCUGCUUUUUGUGAUCCCUAAUCCUUUAUAUGAAUUAUGCCAAAAAUAGAGCAAUGAAGUUCAUUUAACUUAUAGCAAUUUUAUGUGUUGACAGUACUUUCAAGUGUACAAUUUGUUACCAGAUUAUAAGCUGCAAUUGCACUCCAUUGAUGUCUAUGUUUAUUUCUUAAGCAAUUGCUAAAAAAUAAACGGUAGCUCAUC